UCCCCUCCCGUGGCGGGAGAAUCUGUGUGUGCUCCUCACAGGACAGAACCUCCAGGAAGUAUUCUCCCAAACCUCCUCAGGACAGACUGAAAGUCAAGUGAACCCUGCCGGACUCCAGUGAUGAUGAAGUCGUGGUAGCCAGCAGAGACUUUGGACCACCUUUGCUCCAUUUGGACAUUUUCAAGUGUUGGCACAUGUAGCACACACCCCAGAGAGGAACAAGUGCCGUGCACGGCCGCAGAGGUUCGUCCAUGUUCGGCAUCGAGGAGAGCAUCCAGCGGAACGGCAGCAGCCUAAAAGAGGAGCCGCUGGGGGGCAUGAACGCUGUUCGGGGCUGGAUGCAGGGGGGCGGCGUGCUGGAUGCCCACACGGCCGCCCAGAGUGGAGUGGGUCUGGCCCGGGCCCACUUUGAAAAGCAGCCCCCCUCCAACCUGCGCAAGUCCAACUUCUUCCACUUUGUUCUGGCCCUGUAUGACCGCCAAGGUCAACCUGUGGAGAUCGAGAGGACCACCUUUGUGGACUUCAUCGAGAAGGACAAGGAGAGCAGCGGAGAAAAGACGAAUAAUGGCAUUCAUUACCGCCUACAGCUGCUCUACAGUAACGGCAUCAGGACGGAACAAGACUUUUAUGUUCGACUUGUCGACUCCAUGAGCAAACAGCCUAUCGUGUAUGAGGGCCAAGACAAGAACCCUGAGAUGUGUCGAGUUCUGCUCACGCACGAGAUCAUGUGCAGUCGCUGCUGUGACAAGAAGAGUUGUGGGAAUCGCAACGAGACGCCAUCAGACCCAGUCAUCAUCGACAGGUUUUUCCUUAAGUUCUUCCUCAAGUGCAACCAGAACUGCCUGAAGAAUGCUGGGAACCCACGAGACAUGAGGAGGUUCCAGGUGGUGGUGUCGACCACCGUGAGCGUGGAUGGACAUGUCCUGUCUGUGUCUGACAACAUGUUUGUCCAUAACAACUCCAAACAUGGCCGACGAGCCCGCAGGCUUGACGCUGCCGAAGGAACGCCCUCGUACCUCGACCACGGAGCAGCGCCGUGCAUCAAAGCCAUCAGUCCCAGUGAAGGUUGGACCACAGGGGGAGCCACUGUCAUCAUCAUAGGAGACAACUUCUUUGACGGCCUACAGGUCAUCUUUGGAACCAUGCUGGUGUGGAGCGAGCUGAUCACGCCGCACGCCAUCCGUGUGCAGACGCCACCAAGACACAUUCCUGGUGUGGUGGAAGUCACUUUAUCCUACAAGUCCAAACAGUUCUGUAAAGGCACGCCAGGAAGGUUCAUAUACACAGCUCUCAACGAGCCAACCAUCGACUACGGCUUCCAAAGACUCCAGAAGGUCAUUCCUCGUCACCCUGGUGACUCUGACAGGCUGCCAAAGGAGGUGAUCCUCAAGCGUGCAGCCGACCUGGUGGAGGCACUGUACGCCCUGCCCCACGGCAACCAGGAGAUCAUUCUGAAGCGAGCGGCCGACAUCGCAGAAGCUCUCUACAGCGUUCCACGAGGCCACAAUCAGCUCGCUGGCUCCGCCCACGCCGGAAUGAUGGGCGUCAACUCGUUCACAGGGCAGCUAUCCGUCAACGUGUCGGAGGCGGCGCAAACCAAUCAGGCAGGCUUCGUGCGCAGCAGCAGCAGCAGCGUGUCUCCGCAUAGCUACGCAUCCAGCUCGACGCCCCAACAGAGCGGCUACACACCAGCGUCGGGCACCAUCAACGGCUACGUCAACAACAUGACCAACCUGGGGGGCUCGCCCACCUUCCUCAACGGCUCUGCCACCAACUCGCCUUACGGUAUCGUCCCGUCCAGUCCCGGCAUGGCGUCGUCCACCUCGCUGCCGUCCAACUGCUCAUCCUCCUCCGGCAUCUUCUCCUUCUCUCCUGCCAACAUGGUGUCUGUCGCCGCGAAGCAGAAGUCUGCCUUCGCCCCGGUGGUCAGACCCUCGUCCUCGCCGCCGCCAUCUUGUACGGCCUCCAACGGGAGCACGCUCCAAGGUGACCUCUGCCUUCUUCAGUGCAGUGACGUCACUUCACCACUAGGUCACGCUUCCUAAUGCUCUGAUUCUCUUGACCUUUGAACCUGCCCUGGCCUCCUGAGCAGAUCCAAACUUUGUGGACUCCAACAAGUUCUCCACAGGCCUGGUCUUCACCUGAUGUAUGUCCCGCCCUCCCCUUCUCAUAUGUCAAUCAUCAAGCCGCCUCUUAGCCCCGCCCAUCUGCACUGAUUUGAUUGUGCCACCCUUGUAUAUACAGACCUGAUCAAAAUCUUAAGACCAGUUGAAAAAUUGCUAGAAUUUGCAUUUUGCACAUUUGGAUCUUAAUGAGGUUUUAGGUAGAGCUACAAUAUGCAAAAACAAGAAGGGGGAGUGAGACAAAAAGCACUUUGAAAAAGUAAUUUAUUGAAAACAACAAUUAAACUAAAAUAGUCUGUUUAUCAGCUGAUCAAAAGUUAAACACCAUCGCUCAAGAAAUAACAAAAAACUCUCCAAACCAGAACAAAAAAUGUUCUCAGUAGGACUCAGUAAUGAGUAUCUCCACCAUACUUGUUAUUCACUUCAAAAAUUGGUUUGGGCAUGCUUGAUGCGAGUGUUUCCAGGAGGCUAGUGGGAACAUUGCUCCAAGUGGUGAAGAUGGCUUCAUGAAGGGCAUCAUCUGUCUGGAAAUGAUGGCCAUUUUUAUAAACUUCCCCUGCCAUCCAUCCCCAAAUGUUCUGUAUGGGAUUUAAAUGAGGGGAACAUGCAGGAUGGUCCAAAAGAGUGAUGUUAUUCUCCCUGAAGAAGUCCUUGGUCAAGCGAGCAUUGUGAACUGCAGCGUUGUCCUGUUGAAGAACCCAGCUGUUACCACACAGACGAGGGCCCUCAGUCAUGAGGGAUGCCCGCUGCCGUUUGACGACCCUGCGCCAACUGAAGCUCCAGUGUUCCACUGAAUGACAAAGCAACCCAGAUCAUGAUGGACCCCCCUCCACUGUGCCAGGUAGAAAAAGCUGAUAAACAGCCUAUUUCAGUUUAAUUGUUGUUUUCAAUAAAUUACUUUUUCAAAAUGCUUUUUGUCUCACUCCCCCUUCUUGUUUUUGCAUAUU
This is a messenger RNA of Dunckerocampus dactyliophorus (ringed pipefish), 3070 nucleotides long. Its product is annotated as transcription factor COE1-like. The transcript is spliced from 15 exons. Bases 252 to 2045 code for a protein of 597 amino acids. Gene Ontology annotation, biological process: regulation of transcription by RNA polymerase II. Gene Ontology annotation, molecular function: RNA polymerase II cis-regulatory region sequence-specific DNA binding; DNA-binding transcription factor activity, RNA polymerase II-specific. The record is from RefSeq and is a predicted model, not a curated record. Lineage: Eukaryota; Metazoa; Chordata; Actinopteri; Syngnathiformes; Syngnathidae.